GGUUAAAAUUCAAACGGUAGCCGCUAAGGGGGAAACUGAACCGGAGCGCAAAGAAACGCGUGGCAAAGUAGACGAAGAUCGCAAACAUGAAAUUGAAGCAGCUAUUGUUCGUAUAAUGAAAGCCAGAAAACGAUUGCCGCACAACUUGCUUGUUUCUGAUGUUACAUCACAACUGAAGUCUCGAUUCCUACCGUCUCCUGUUUUCAUCAAAAAGCGAAUAGAAGGCCUUAUAGAAAGAGAAUAUUUAGCAAGGACGCCGGAGGAUCGAAAAGUUUAUAUAUAUCUGGCAUAAACUCGCAUAAGACCUACUCUGAAAAGAAUAGCAGAUAAGAUUAGCGAAAAAGAGUCUUAAGCAAAGGCAAUAGCAAUUCAUUAAGACUAUUAAUCGUAUACUGCAUGAUCCCCACUUAACAAGCUAACGUACCCGCUAUAUCUAACUUUCAUCAAGGUUUCGUAUUUUUUUUUCUUUUUUGUUAUCUAUACUUUACCUUUGUCACGCCAAAAUUUGGUCUACAAUAAACGAUUUCGGUCCUCCUUUCAAAUUUUGACUUUUGCUUAUGCCUACUACUACAAACCUUUCUCGAGAAUUUGGGAAUUUCAAAAAAAAAUAACUUCAGAUGAAUACAGAGAAUUUUUAAAUA
Rhagoletis pomonella (apple maggot) is the source of this 641-nucleotide messenger RNA. Its product is annotated as cullin-3-A-like. NCBI's taxonomy places the organism in Eukaryota, Metazoa, Arthropoda, Insecta, Diptera, Tephritidae. Gene Ontology annotation, molecular function: ubiquitin protein ligase binding. Gene Ontology annotation, cellular component: Cul3-RING ubiquitin ligase complex. The record is from RefSeq and is a predicted model, not a curated record. Gene Ontology annotation, biological process: protein ubiquitination; ubiquitin-dependent protein catabolic process.